Molecule: messenger RNA, 246 nt
Organism: Danaus chrysippus (African queen)
Lineage: Eukaryota; Metazoa; Arthropoda; Insecta; Lepidoptera; Nymphalidae
Source: the annotation of a GenBank genome assembly
AUGGGUAAAGGUGGAGUGAUCAUACGUCCGGUGACGUAUUACUAUCCUGCUAUGGGGCCGACGCUGCCCCCGCCGCUGCUGUACUGGGGGUACCCAACGCCCCCCGUUUCGCCCGCACAUUACUACCACACGCCGCACCAUCCACAGAACAUGAUCCCGGAGGUAGUUUCAGUAGGCGGAGGGUCGCCGCUGCCGCUGCCCGCGCCCGCCGCGUGUCCCGAGUGGCCCAUCUUUAUGGUCAACUGA